GCACUCUAUACACAGUGCCUCAUUUAAAUCUCGCAGUAACUCAAGGAAGAAGGAAGCGUGCUCCCCUUCCGCAAAGCAGAAAACCGAGUAAAGCUUCUAACUUGUCCGAGGUCAAACUUGUCCGAGGUCAAAGAGCUAGUAGCUGAAAAAGCCGGAAUUCGAAUCCAUGUCCAUAGGACUCCAGCGCCCUCACUCUCAAACACUAUGCGUAAGUUUUCGGGGAACCCAGGUGUACAGUGAGGAACGAGUACAAACCCACCAACUGCAAGCCUGCGACCUCAAGGCCUGAGGAAGUCCCCAGCACGCACAGCGCGCAGGCGUAUGGUUAGGCGAAUGGGCGGUCCCGGGCGCCGGAAGAAGGACCGGAGACUACGUAUCCCACAAGGCUCCGCAGGGCGUCGCUGGCCGGCGAAAACGAAACGGGCGACGGCGUGAUGACGUUGCUGGAGACGCUGGCGCGCGGGAUUUAAACUGCGGCGGUUUGGGCGGCGUUAAGACUUCGCGGGGUAGAAAGAGUUGUGAUUUUUGGUACUUGGCGUUUCUCUUCACGGCUGACCUGCCGACUGCCCAUGGACUCGUCACUUCAGAACCGACUGUUCCCCGGUCUCACCAUCAAGAUCCAACGCAGUAAUGGUUUAAUUCACAGUGCCAAUGUAAGGACUGUGAACAUGGAGAAAUCCUGUGUUUCAGUGGAAUGGACAGAAGGAGGUGCCACAAAGGGCAAAGAGAUUGAUUUUGAUGAUGUGGCAGCAAUAAACCCAGAGCUCUUACAGCUUCUUCCCUUACGCCCAGAGGACAAUCUGCCCCUGCAGGAGAAUGUGACAGUCCAGAAACAAAAACGCAGAUCAAUCACCUCCAAAAUUCCUGCUCCAAAAGAAGCUCUUCGUGGCCGCUCCACUCGCAUGUCCACAGUCUCAGAGGUUCACAUCGCCGCUCAGGAGAAUGAUAUGGAGGUGGAGCUGCCCGCGUCUGCCAACUCCCGCAAGCAGCUUUCUGUUCCCACCGGCCCCCCUAGGCCCUCCUGCCCUGCAGUGGCUGAAAUACCAUUGGCGAUGGUCAGCGAAGAGGUGGAAGAGCAAGUCCAUUCCAUCCGAGGCAGCUCUUCUGCAAACCCUGUGAACUCAGUUCGGAGGAAAUCGUGUCUUGUGAAGGAAAUGGAAAAAAUGAAGAGCAAACGAGAAGAGAAGAGGGCCCAGAACUCUGAAAUGAGAAUAAAGCGAGCUCAGGAGUAUGACAGCAGCUUUCCAAACUGGGAAUUUGCCCGGAUGAUUAAAGAAUUUCGGGCUAAUUUGGAAUGUCAUCCACUUACUAUGACUGAUCCUAUCGAAGAGCACAGGAUAUGCGUCUGUGUUAGGAAACGCCCUCUGAAUAAACAAGAAUUGGCCAAGAAAGAAAUUGAUGUGAUUUCCGUUCCUAGCAAAUGUCUCCUCUUGGUCCAUGAGCCCAGAUUGAAAGUGGACUUAACAAAGUACCUGGAGAACCAGGCAUUCUGCUUUGACUUUGCAUUUGAUGAAACUGCUUCGAAUGAAGUUGUCUACAGGUUCACAGCAAGGCCACUGGUACAGACAAUCUUUGAAGGAGGAAAAGCAACCUGUUUUGCAUAUGGCCAAACAGGAAGUGGCAAGACACAUACUAUGGGCGGAGACCUCUCAGGGAAAGCCCAGAAUGCAUCCAAAGGGAUCUAUGCGAUGGCCUCCCGGGAUGUCUUCCUCCUGAAGAAUCAGCCCCGCUACCGGAAACUGGGCCUGGAAGUCUAUGUGACAUUCUUCGAGAUCUACAAUGGGAAGCUGUUCGACCUGCUCAACAAGAAGGCCAAGCUACGUGUGCUGGAGGACGGCAAGCAGCAGGUGCAGGUGGUGGGGCUGCAGGAGCACCUGGUUAACUGUGCUGAUGAUGUCAUCAAGAUGAUCCACACAGGCAGUGCCUGCAGGACCUCUGGGCAGACAUUUGCCAAUUCCAACUCUUCCCGCUCCCACGCCUGCUUCCAGAUUCUUCUUCGAGCCAAAGGGAGAGUGCAUGGCAAGUUCUCUUUGGUGGAUUUAGCAGGGAAUGAGCGAGGUGCGGACACUUCCAGUGCUGACCGGCAGACCCGCAUGGAGGGUGCAGAAAUCAACAAGAGUCUCCUGGCCCUGAAGGAGUGCAUCAGGGCCCUGGGACAGAACAAGGCUCACACCCCAUUCCGGGAAAGCAAGCUGACACAGGUGCUGAGGGACUCUUUUAUCGGGGAGAACUCAAGGACCUGCAUGAUUGCCAUGAUCUCACCAGGCAUAAGCUCCUGUGAAUAUACUUUAAACACCCUAAGAUACGCAGACAGGGUCAAGGAGCUGAGCCCCCACAGUGGGCCCAGUGGGGAACAGCCAAUUCAGAUGGAAACAGAAGAGACGGAAGUCAGCUCUAAUGGGGCCCUGAUCGAAGGCAAUUUCUCCAAGGAAGAGGAGGAACUGUCUUCUCAGAUGUCCAGCUUUAACGAAGCCAUGACUCAGAUCAGGGAGCUGGAGGAGAGGGCUGUGGAAGAGCUCAAGGAGAUUACCCAGCAAGGGCCAGACUGGCUUGAGCUCUCCGAGAUGACCGAGCAGCCAGACUAUGACCUGGAGACCUUUGUGAACAAAGCAGAAUCUGCCCUGGCCAAGCAAGCCAAGCACUUCUCAGUCCUGCAAGAUGUCAUCAAGGCCUUGCGCCUGGCCAUGCAGCUGGAAGAGCAGGCCAGCAAACAAAUAAGCAGCAAGAAACGGCCCCAGUGAUGACUGCAAAUAAAGAUCUGUUUGGUUUCACUCCCAGCCUAUUCCCCUUCCCGCCCCUCCCCCAGCAGACUCUGGGCACCUGGUGGGUCUAGUCAGGGUCUGAGCUGGGACAGGCUUUUGUAAAUGCCAAAUAUGUGGGCAUCUGGGCCCAGGGCAGCUGGGGAGGGAGUCAGAGCUAUGACAUGGAACAGUAUUUUCCUUUUCCUCCACUGUAGCCCUCGUGGGAGUUCUAAUGUCCUGCUGUGGCCCUGCCUGGUCAGCUCCUUCCUAUUGCUCCAGCUGGAACCUAUGUGGAAGGAGGGAACCUUUUCAUCCCGUGUGUUGCCCUUCCUCUCCAUCAAAGUGGGGGAAGCUCUCUGAUGUAGAGCUUUCGCUUGGGCAGCAUUCUGUUUUUGUGGACUGGCUGCUCGUGGAGAGCUUCCCGGGGUUGCCAUGGAUCUGGGGAGAGAGAAGGAGCCUUUAGUCCAGCUCUCUGCUGCCUCUGACCUGCCUUCCACACCCUUGGUCCGGGCACUGAUAAGUCUUGUACUUUAAAAAAACUUUCCGGGACCUCUUUCUUCCUUGCUGUUUUCUGUUUUAUGUGUUCAUUAUAUGUGUGUCUAACAAUAAAGAAAAAGAUCAG
Messenger RNA from Loxodonta africana (African savanna elephant), 3363 nucleotides. RefSeq names its product kinesin family member 2C (gene KIF2C). Gene Ontology annotation, molecular function: ATP binding; microtubule motor activity; microtubule binding. Gene Ontology annotation, biological process: microtubule-based movement. Lineage: Eukaryota; Metazoa; Chordata; Mammalia; Proboscidea; Elephantidae. The record is from RefSeq and is a predicted model, not a curated record. The transcript has 21 exons. The coding region runs from base 570 to 2741 and encodes 723 amino acids.